Molecule: messenger RNA, 5016 nt
Organism: Cooperia oncophora
Lineage: Eukaryota; Metazoa; Nematoda; Chromadorea; Rhabditida; Trichostrongylidae
Source: the annotation of a GenBank genome assembly
AUGAAUAUAGAUAAACUGGCUGCAUUGGCUGCAUUCAAUGUUGCACGAAAAGAUGCAGAAGAUCAACUGUUGGUGAUCACCAGUCCUGAAACCGACGAUAGAACACCUGAAGAUCUGAAAAAGGACGAAGAUUCACUUCAACGGCUUCAGCAAAGCAUUUCUCAACUUGACAGUAGCGAUCUGGAUGAUGAACAGCGUGAAGAGCAUGCUCAACUACUCGAUCGCAUUAUGAAGACGCUAGCCAUCUUAAAGCAACGUCGAAGCGAUAUAGAAGCUGAGAUCGCCCAACGCACGGCCGACGAAGCGCUAAGAGAUGCGAUCACUCCAGUGUCAAGUCGUCUUGUUCAACUUGUCAAUGAUGCUGAUCGUUUAUUGGGAGAUGCCGAAGGAGUGCCAGCACAGUAUAGACCGAGUGCUGAAGAACUGACCACUGAAUGCAAGAAAGCUGUUGAACUUCUACGGAACGCUCCAAAGAAUCAUCCAUCGGUGGAAUCUUUAGAAACUGCCCUCUCAUCCGCUGAAAACAUGAUACCAAUUCUAGAGGAGCGUGCAAAUAACUGGGAUGAGUUUGUAAAAGUGAGGGAUGAAGCGGAUGUUGAAUUGGACAAAUUGAGGAAACCACUUGAUGAUGUGCUGGCGAAACCACGAAGAACAAUAAAUGAUGCAAAGGUUGACUUUGAUGUAAUAUCUGCCGAACGACAAAAAUCUCACAUACUCGAUGGAAAGGUUCGUCGACUUCAAGAACUCUCGGAACUGCUCGAUCCUUUGGACAGCGCCUACGCUGACGUUCGUUUCAUUGACGUUGACGCAGAACAGACAGUACAACAGUACGAUGAUGUGCUAAAUGAGUUGUCGAGUGAAAUCGAAGACGAAAGCCUGUUAUGCGAUUCUGUCGACCAUUUCAUCACUGAAAUGAACGCCAUUUGUGAAUCGCUUGCUAAACAACCAACAAAGGAGACUAUCGAAAAUAUUGAACAGUUCCAGAUCCCAGCAUUACGAGCACAACUUCAAAUGCUUGAACAGAGACAUGAUGAAGCGUAUCACGGUCGUAAGCAUGUUGAUCCCGAUUCGUCGCGUUUGUCGAUUUUGAACGACCGUAUGGGUUCGUUGGAUGCGCUGCUCCGUGAUGCGAAAUCAUCUGCAGAGAAGGACGAACAGGAUCGACUUAAGGAAGUACUCCUUAUCAAAAUAUACGAACUACAAUCGAUUCCUAUUCGCGAGCUAUCGGAGAAAUCGUUGGAUGAUAUCGAGAAACAAAUUCAUGCUUUACCGAGUGAGAAUGCAGAACCAAUACAGAAACAGAUCGACGAAAUGCGUAACUCGAAGAAACAACAUGAUGAUGAGCUCCGAGAUGCACAAGAACGACUGGCUAUGAUCGAGGAGGCGAUCGCCACGCUACCAUCUACCCGUGAUAUUGCGACACUUGAAGCCAAUCUCGGACGUAUGCGAGACGCUCGUGAUAAUUUAGCGACUUUAUCACCGGAUCUGUUAGCUGAUGAGAAUAUUGGCAAUAAAGUGGAGAACAUGAGUAAAACCAUCGACGAUAUCACGAAACGUGAUGAAGAAGAGCUGCAAAAGAUGCUAACUGAUCGUGAUACUCGCAACAACAUCAUCGAAUCAUUAGAACAGAUUCAACGUGAAGUGGAAGAACUGGAAAAUAUCGUUCCGAUAACGUUACCAUCUUCAUCCGAUUUAAUCGAUUUCCAACAAGCUAAAACACCAAAGCUGCUCUCCAAGCUCGAUGCAAUCGCUGAUGUUCCCGUCGAUUUGCUUCCAAAGAAGGAUGAUCUUUCAAACAGGAUCGACAUUAUUAACAGGAAAUUAGAUGAUCAGGUGCAAGAAAUGAAGAAUUUCGAACAGAAGACUGCUGAUUUGCAAAACGUUCUCGAUGAAUGUCGUGGAAAAAUGAAAACUCGUGAUCUACCUGCACCUAUCGAUGACGUGACUAAGGAUGAACAAGAUCUGUCAGCAGUUCUUCUCGCAAUCGACUCCAUUCCACAAGAGGAUCUUUCACCAAGAAAUCAAUUGGCUCGAGAUGUGAACAACAUCAAGGAACAAGUGAAGGGGCAAUUGGCAAGUUUGCGAAAAGCCUUACCGGAUGAAAUGAAAGCACGUCAACAGCAGGAUGAAGUCAAGGAUCGACUAUCGAAUAUCGCAGAUGCUUUGAUAAGAGUGGAUCCUGAGAAUUUGGAGUCUGCAAAGCAACAAAUAGCAUCAAUUGAUGCUGAAUUACAACGGCUGAGUGGUGUUGCAAAUGCAUGUCAGCAAUUUGCUACCAGCCCGUCACCAGUUGUGAGUCACGAUGACCUUGACAAGACACUUCCAGAACAGGUGGAGAAGAUGCAGAAGGAAUGUGAUGAGAAGAAGAAGGAUAUCGAUCAAAUCGCGCAGUUGAACGCUGUUGCGCCUGAGAUUCUUCUCAUCUCUGAGAGUCUACAGCAACAACCGGACGAAAUACCGCAUAAUCUCAAUGAUCAGCAAUCAGUACUUGAGGAGCUCGAGACAAAGAAGCAACGUCUUGAGAAUCUCAUACAGACGAUACCGGCUGGCGAUGCGACGGAAGAGCUGCGACAGAGAAGCGAAUGGGAUUUGUCGAGGCUGAAAGAUCUUCUGAAGAGGCUUGGUGAUUCAGUUGGAGAUAAACUGGCUGCAUUGGCUGCAUUCAAUGUUGCACGAAAAGAUGCAGAAGAUCAACUGUUGGUGAUCACCAGUCCUGAAACCGACGAUAGAACACCUGAAGAUCUGAAAAAGGACGAAGAUUCACUUCAACGGCUUCAGCAAAGCAUUUCUCAACUUGACAGUAGCGAUCUGGAUGAUGAACAGCGUGAAGAGCAUGCUCAACUACUCGAUCGCAUUAUGAAGACGCUAGCCAUCUUAAAGCAACGUCGAAGCGAUAUAGAAGCUGAGAUCGCCCAACGCACGGCCGACGAAGCGCUAAGAGAUGCGAUCACUCCAGUGUCAAGUCGUCUUGUUCAACUUGUCAAUGAUGCUGAUCGUUUAUUGGGAGAUGCCGAAGGAGUGCCAGCACAGUAUAGACCGAGUGCUGAAGAACUGACCACUGAAUGCAAGAAAGCUGUUGAACUUCUACGGAACGCUCCAAAGAAUCAUCCAUCGGUGGAAUCUUUAGAAACUGCCCUCUCAUCCGCUGAAAACAUGAUACCAAUUCUAGAGGAGCGUGCAAAUAACUGGGAUGAGUUUGUAAAAGUGAGGGAUGAAGCGGAUGUUGAAUUGGACAAAUUGAGGAAACCACUUGAUGAUGUGCUGGCGAAACCACGAAGAACAAUAAAUGAUGCAAAGGUUGACUUUGAUAUCCCAGCAUUACGAGCACAACUUCAAAUGCUUGAACAGAGACAUGAUGAAGCGUAUCACGGUCGUAAGCAUGUUGAUCCCGAUUCGUCGCAGAAGGACGAACAGGAUCGACUUAAGGAAGUACUCCUUAUCAAAAUAUACGAACUACAAUCGAUUCCUAUUCGCGAGCUAUCGGAGAAAUCGUUGGAUGAUAUCGAGAAACAAAUUCAUGCUUUACCGAGUGAGAAUGCAGAACCAAUACAGAAACAGAUCGACGAAAUGCGUAACUCGAAGAAACAACAUGAUGAUGAGCUCCGAGAUGCACAAGAACGACUGGCUAUGAUCGAGGAGGCGAUCGCCACGCUACCAUCUACCCGUGAUAUUGCGACACUUGAAGCCAAUCUCGGACGUAUGCGAGACGCUCGUGAUAAUUUAGCGACUUUAUCACCGGAUCUGUUAGCUGAUGAGAAUAUUGGCAAUAAAGUGGAGAACAUGAGUAAAACCAUCGACGAUAUCACGAAACGUGAUGAAGAAGAGCUGCAAAAGAUGCUAACUGAUCGUGAUACUCGCAACAACAUCAUCGAAUCAUUAGAACAGAUUCAACGUGAAGUGGAAGAACUGGAAAAUAUCGUUCCGAUAACGAAAUUAGAUGAUCAGGUGCAAGAAAUGAAGAAUUUCGAACAGAAGACUGCUGAUUUGCAAAACGUUCUCGAUGAAUGUCGUGGAAAAAUGAAAACUCGUGAUCUACCUGCACCUAUCGAUGACGUGACUAAGGAUGAACAAGAUCUGUCAGCAGUUCUUCUCGCAAUCGACUCCAUUCCACAAGAGGAUCUUUCACCAAGAAAUCAAUUGGCUCGAGAUGUGAACAACAUCAAGGAACAAGUGAAGGGGCAAUUGGCAAGUUUGCGAAAAGCCUUACCGGAUGAAAUGAAAGCACGUCAACAGCAGGAUGAAGUCAAGGAUCGACUAUCGAAUAUCGCAGAUGCUUUGAUAAGAGUGGAUCCUGAGAAUUUGGAGUCUGCAAAGCAACAAAUAGCAUCAAUUGAUGCUGAAUUACAACGGCUGAGUGGUGUUGCAAAUGCAUGUCAGCAAUUUGCUACCAGCCCGUCACCAGUUGUGAGUCACGAUGACCUUGACAAGACACUUCCAGAACAGGUGGAGAAGAUGCAGAAGGAAUGUGAUGAGAAGAAGAAGGAUAUCGAUCAAAUCGCGCAGUUGAACGCUGUUGCGCCUGAGAUUCUUCUCAUCUCUGAGAGUCUACAGCAACAACCGGACGAAAUACCGCAUAAUCUCAAUGAUCAGCAAUCAGUACUUGAGGAGCUCGAGACAAAGAAGCAACGUCUUGAGAAUCUCAUACAGACGAUACCGGCUGGCGAUGCGACGGAAGAGCUGCGACAGAGAAGCGAAUGGGAUUUGUCGAGGCUGAAAGAUCUUCUGAAGAGGCUUGGUGAUUCAGUUGCAGACAAAAUGGUCGUCUUAGCUGCAUUUGAUUCUGUUCGCAGAGAUGCAGAAGAUCAGCUUUAUACGAUCGCUGGCCGUGACAGUGACGAUAAAACACCGGAAGAUCUGAAAAAAGACGAGGUUUCCCUUCAGAAAGUUCAGCAAAAUAUUUAUCAGAUUGACAGCAGCAAGCUGGAUGAGGAGGAGCGCGAUCAGUAUUCCCUUCUGCUUGAUCGCAUCGACAGAUUGCUUGCGAUCUUGAAGGUAUGUCGAUUAGUUCCACAUUAG